AUGUGUCGAUCUAAUUCCUAGAUCGUAAGGGAAACGGUUGGAAGCAGUCCAAAGGAAGCAGUGAGAUCGUUGGGUUGUCCUUUAUUUUUCGUUGUGCUCUAAAGCAUACUAGCAUCACUAAAAUGGCGAUGGGAACAACGCAAGGGAAGGCCACCGGGUGGCCGAGGAGAACUAGUAAUAGUUCUUUUGAAGGAAAAGUUGUACAGAAUCUAACUAUCAACAGGACAGUUAAUUUAUAUCCUUUGACAAACUAUUCAUUUGGAACAAAAGAGCCACUCUUCGAGAAAGAUCCAUCGGUGCCAGCAAGGUUUCAACGUAUGAGAGAUGAAUUUGACAAGAUUGGAAUGAGAAGGAGCGUGGAAGGAGUACUCUUGGUUCACGAACAUGGAUUACCCCAUGUUCUGCUGCUUCAAUUAGGAACGACAUUCUUCAAAUUACCUGGUGGAGAACUAAAUGCAGGAGAAGACGAGGUAGAGGGCCUAAAACGGCUCCUUACUGAGACAUUUGGACAACAAGACGGAGUCAAACAGGAAUGGCUGAUAGAAGAUAGUAUUGGAAAUUGGUGGCGACCCAACUUUGAACCACCUCAGUAUCCAUAUGUCCCUCCCCACAUUACCAAACCAAAGGAACAUAAAAGGUUGUUCCUUGUACAAUUACAGGAAAAAGCCCGGUUCGCAGUACCGAAAAAUUACAAAUUAGUUGCUGCACCAUUAUUCGAAUUGUAUGAUAAUUCUCAAGGAUAUGGACCGAUUAUUUCUAGCUUACCACAAUCACUUUGCAGAUUUAAUUUUAUUUACAUGUGAAAAAGGAUAUCAAAAUAAAAAGAUUGGUAUAUU
Messenger RNA from Polistes canadensis, 836 nucleotides. It is a transcript of the gene Cpsf5, whose product is annotated as cleavage and polyadenylation specificity factor subunit 5. The transcript is spliced from 6 exons. The coding region runs from base 123 to 803 and encodes 226 amino acids. Gene Ontology annotation, molecular function: mRNA binding. Gene Ontology annotation, cellular component: mRNA cleavage factor complex. The record is from RefSeq and is a predicted model, not a curated record. NCBI's taxonomy places the organism in Eukaryota, Metazoa, Arthropoda, Insecta, Hymenoptera, Vespidae.